CAUCAAAAUAAUCCAGCCAUCCCUGCUCUCGCUCCCUCUGUGUGGGUGGAAGGGGGGGAGCUCUGACCCGCCAGCCCCCUCUCAACCACUUCCUGUUGCUCAGCAGCGUUAAUGGAAAACAGACCCCAUCUUUGCCUCUCUGACUCUUUUCAUUCCCAAGCAAGAGGACGGAGCAGGGGGGUCCUUCCGUGGCAGAGGGGCUCCAUUUUUCCCUCCUGGCACCCCUGGUGCUCCCGCGUCCCUCUUCUCCGUGUGCCCGAUAAGCCAACCAGCCCUUUGUCAGACAGAUACAGCCAGACAUAUCAGUACAGAUUGGGAGAAGCCACUGAAUUGGCUGGGGGAACAGCUCCACUACUUGAGGCAGUGACUGCCCCCCCUCCACCGCCACCACAAACAAGAGAGGGGCCCCAGCACCCCCCAUUUCCUGUGGCUGAAUACUUGGCAUCCCUCCUCCUGCUCCUUGCCAGAAGCCCCCACACCCCACCGAAGGGGGUCUGUGUUUUCUAUUGCUGGCCUGGCUUGACUCAUCUCUGCUGAUGUGUCACAUUUUUUGGAUUUUUCUCUUCAUCCUCCAUCCAUCCGGAUAUUUCUGGGAAAAACAGGAUCUGGCUGCCCCUGUGUCCGCUGCCCCACUUGGGCUAAACUCAGCAGCCAUUGCUCUCAGUCCCAGGAAAACUCCAGCUGCCAAACUUGCUGCAGCCAAGGAGACGGGACAGCUGCUUUUGAGCUCAGUGUUGUGAAGCGGAGAAAGAGAGAGGAUGCUAGAGGAGGCCUGAUCCUUCCUAGCCCCAUUGCCACUGCUGGAGUUCUGAGGGACUGCAAUGGAGGCAGAGCAGCAGCCUUGAAUUCGGAUAGACCCUGCGCUCGGUGCCACUGAGGAGCCACCAUGGAGACCCACAAGCGGGAGAUGGAGCUGCUGAGCAACAGCAUGGCAGCCUAUGCACACAUCCGAGAUCACCCUGAGAGUUUUGGCCUUUAUUUCGUGCUGGGGGUCUGCUUUGGCCUUGUCUUGACCCUCUGCCUGCUGGUCAUCCACAUCUCAUGGCAGCCUCAAGCCAUCCCCCGCAAGCCCCGAAAAAGCCUACGCGACUUCAGUGAAGAUGAGGACGAGGAGGAUGAUGACGAUGAGGAGGAAGAAGACACCAUUGACCAAGCUGCUUCUGAGCCCCCCUUGGCUAUGACGGAGCUGCCGCUGGAGGCCCACUCCACCCCUGAUGGGACCCUCACCGUCAACGUCUUUGCCUCGGCGGAAGAGCUAGAGCGUGCCCAGCGGCUGGAGGAGCGGGAACGCAUCCUCCGGGAGAUCUGGCGCAACGGGCAGCCUGACAUCCUGGGCACAGGCACUGGCACCAUUGGCAGAGUCCAUUACUAUUGACCCGUGGUUGGCCAUGGUCACAUUCCUCACCUGGGCAGGGUGGACUGCUACUGAACUCUUGAACCCCCUUGUCUCACCCCAAGGGAUUUAUGGUUAAUCACUUCACCCAGCCAGUAUCUCAAACAUUGCGAGACCUGCCCUGAUGCCAGAUAAGAGGCAGCGUUUCGCACAGGGGUGAGAGAGGAUCAAGUGACAGUGAUAAAAUGGCAAGAAGGACCAAGAUGAGUUAGUUAAACUGUUGGACAGCAAAUUCAAGGACUCUGCUCCUUUUCCUCCUGGGAACUUGAGAUGGAAGGCAAUGCAGGCAAAGUAAAGGAGCAGCACACAGAACUAAUGCCAGUUCUUUU
This is a messenger RNA of Podarcis raffonei (Aeolian wall lizard), 1722 nucleotides long. It is a transcript of the gene EVA1B, whose product is annotated as eva-1 homolog B. The record is from RefSeq and is a predicted model, not a curated record. The transcript has 5 exons. NCBI's taxonomy places the organism in Eukaryota, Metazoa, Chordata, Lepidosauria, Squamata, Lacertidae. Bases 887 to 1375 code for a protein of 162 amino acids.